Molecule: messenger RNA, 2292 nt
Organism: Fraxinus pennsylvanica
Lineage: Eukaryota; Viridiplantae; Streptophyta; Magnoliopsida; Lamiales; Oleaceae
Source: the annotation of a GenBank genome assembly
AUGGCCUCGGGAAAACACACUGUUUUCCUCUAUUGUUACAUUCUUUGCUUCACUUUAACCAAUUUCGUAUUGAACUUUCGGCCUGUUUUGGCCCAGAAACCUGUUUUUGCUUGUGAUGUCUCUAACAAUCCCGGGUUCAAGAAUUUCAGUUUCUGUGAUACUUCUUUGGAUGUGAAAACCCGCGUGGAUGACCUGGUAAAUAAGCUGACAUUGCAAGAAAAAAUUGGGUUCUUGGUUGAUGGUUCAAAGGGAGUGAGUAGACUUGGAAUUCCGAAUUAUGAGUGGUGGUCUGAGGCUUUACAUGGAGUCUCAAAUACCGGGCCAGGUACCAAAUUUACGAGCCCGAUUCCCAGCGCCACUAGCUUCCCUCAGGUCCUUCUUACGGGUGCAACUUUCAACGAGUCCCUGUUUGUAUUGAUUGGAAAGGUGGUUUCUACUGAGGCUAGAGCAAUGUACAAUGUUGGAUUAGCUGGAUUGACAUUCUGGUCCCCAAACAUCAACAUUUUCCGCGAUCCCAGAUGGGGACGGGGCCAGGAAACUCCAGGAGAAGACCCCGUGCUUUCGAGCAAGUACGGUGCAGCAUAUGUAAGAGGCUUGCAAGAGAGAGAUGACGGUGACAAAGACAAACUGAAAGUUGGUGCUUGCUGUAAACAUUAUACGGCCUAUGAUGUGGAUAACUGGAAAGGAAUUCAGAGAUACACUUUCAAUGCUGUGGUAACACAACAAGAUUUGGAUGAUACCUACCAACCCCCAUUCAAGAGCUGUGUUCUUGAUGGAAAUGUCGCUAGUGUGAUGUGUUCGUAUAACCAAGUUAAUGGCAAGCCAACAUGUGGUGAUCCCGACCUCUUAUCUGGUGUGAUUCGAGGCCAGUGGAAGUUGAAUGGGUACAUUUCUUCCGACUGCGAUUCUUUGAAAGAGAUGUUUAAUUCCCAGAAGUAUACAAAAACACCAGAGGAGACUGCUGCUUUGGCUAUAAAGUCAGGGUUGGAUCUCAACUGUGGAUCUUUCCUGAGUGAUCACACGCAAGCUGCAAUAAAUGGUGGACUACUAAACGAAACAGACGUCAACAAAGCAAUUUCGAAUAAUUUUGCCACGCUGAUGAGACUGGGAUUCUUUGAUGGUGACCCGAGUAAACAACUAUAUGGAAAUCUUGGGCCGAAAGAUGUGUGCACCCCUGAAAAUCAGGAGCUUGCCCGUGAAGUUGCAAGGCAAGGGAUUGUUUUACUCAAAAAUACUAAAGGAUCACUGCCUCUCUCUCCCACUGCCAUCAAAUCCUUGGCAGUAAUAGGGCCCAAUGCUAAUGUAACCAAAACCAUGAUUGGCAAUUAUGAAGGUGUGCCAUGUAAAUACACAACUCCUUUGCAAGGUCUAAUGGCCUCAGUUGCAACAGUGUAUCAGCCGGGCUGUGCUGAUAUAUCGUGUCCCACCGCUCAAGUGGAUGAAGCUAAGAAAGUAGCUGCUGCUGCUGAUGCUGUAGUUUUAAUAAUGGGUUCGGACCAAUCUAUCGAGACUGAAAGCAAGGAUAGGGUCGAUAUUACACUUCCAGGACAGCAAUCUAUCUUAGUUUCAGCUGUUGCAAAUGUAUCCAAGGGGCCUGUAAUUCUUGUUAUUAUGUCCGGAGGUGGCAUGGACGUACAAUUUGCAAAAGAUGAUCCCAAAAUAACUAGCAUCCUCUGGGUCGGUUUCCCUGGCGAAGCCGGUGGAGCAGCAAUUGCUGAUGUAAUAUUUGGAUGUUACAAUCCAAGUGGAAGGCUACCAAUGACAUGGUAUCCCCAAUCAUAUGUAGACAAGGUUAAUAUGACUAACAUGAACAUGAGACCGGACCCAGCCACAGGCUACCCUGGUCGAACAUACCGUUUCUACACUGGCCCAACCGUUUUUUCAUUUGGGGAUGGACUGAGCUACUCUCAAUUCAAUCACAACCUCGUUCAAGCCCCAAAGCUCGUCUCGGUCCCCCUAGAUGAGGGACAUGUUUGUCGCUCAUCAGAAUGCAAGUCCAUUGAUGCCAUAGACGAUACCUGCAAAAAUAUAGCCUUCAAUAUUCAUCUGAGAGUUAAAAAUGUGGGGAAAAUGGCUGGAAGUCACACUGUUUUCUUGUUUUCUAGUCCUCCCCGAGUACACAAUGCACCUCAAAAACACUUGUUGGAAUUUGAGAAGGUCCAUUUGACACCAAUGGCAGAAGGACUGGUCAGAUUCAAUGUAGACGUUUGCAAGCAUUUGAGUGUGGUGGAUGAACAAGAAGAAAUGAAGAUCACAAGAUGGAUCAGGAAAAAUAAGUCAACACAAUUGUAA